Loxodonta africana (African savanna elephant) is the source of this 1883-nucleotide messenger RNA. It is a transcript of the gene LPAR3, whose product is annotated as lysophosphatidic acid receptor 3. Gene Ontology annotation, biological process: adenylate cyclase-activating G protein-coupled receptor signaling pathway; regulation of metabolic process. The transcript has 3 exons. The coding region runs from base 141 to 1205 and encodes 354 amino acids. Gene Ontology annotation, cellular component: cytoplasm; plasma membrane. NCBI's taxonomy places the organism in Eukaryota, Metazoa, Chordata, Mammalia, Proboscidea, Elephantidae. Gene Ontology annotation, molecular function: lysophosphatidic acid receptor activity. The record is from RefSeq and is a predicted model, not a curated record.
UCUUCAGCUGCUCUUCGCGCCCGGCCGGAGCCCGGCGCCCCGUCGCGCUCGGUCUCGAGGGCAUGCGGCAGCCGCAGGGGCCCCGCUCCUGGGCUCGGCUGCGGGGGCGAGCGUGAGCGGAUGUCCAGUUCUUCUCCACAAUGAAUGAGUGUCACUAUGAUAAGCGUAUGGACUUUUUUUAUAAUAGGAGCAACAGUGACACUGCCGAUGAAUGGACGGGGACGAAGCUUGUGAUUGUUUUGUGUUUUGGAACAUUUUUCUGCUUAUUUAUUUUUUUCUCUAACUCUCUGGUCAUUGCAGCAGUGAUCAAAAACAGAAAGUUUCAUUUUCCUUUCUAUUACCUGUUGGCUAACUUGGCUGCCGCAGAUUUCUUUGCUGGAAUUGCCUAUGUAUUCCUGAUGUUUAACACUGGACCCGUUUCAAAAACUUUGACUGUCAACCGCUGGUUUCUCCGCCAGGGGCUUUUGGACACAAGUUUAACUGCCUCCCUGACCAAUUUGCUGGUUAUUGCCGUGGAGAGGCACAUGUCAAUCAUGAGGAUGCGGGUCCACAGCAAUCUGACCAAAAAGAGGGUGACGCUGCUCAUUUUGCUCAUCUGGGCCAUCGCCAUAUUUAUGGGGGCGGUUCCUACACUAGGCUGGAAUUGCCUUUGCGACAUCUCUACCUGCUCUUCCCUGGCCCCCAUUUAUAGCAGGAGUUACCUUAUUUUCUGGACUGUGUCCAACCUCGUAGCAUUCUUCAUCAUGGUUGUAGUGUACCUGCGGAUCUACAUGUACGUCAAGAGGAAAACCAAUGUCUUGUCUCCACAUACAAGUGGGUCCAUCAGCCGCCGGAGGACACCCAUGAAGCUCAUGAAGACAGUGAUGACUGUCUUAGGGGCAUUCGUCGUGUGCUGGACGCCGGGCCUGGUGGUCCUGCUGCUCGAUGGCCUGAACUGCACGCAGUGCGGCGUGCAACACGUUAAGAGGUGGUUCCUGCUGCUGGCGCUGCUCAACUCCGUCAUGAACCCCGUCAUCUACUCGUACAAGGACGAGGACAUGUACAGCACCAUGAAGAAGAUGAUCUGCUGUUUCUCUCAGGAGAAGAGCCCUGCGAGGCGUCUCUCCCAUAUUCCAUCUGGGGUCCUCAGCAGGAGCAACACGGGCAGCCAGAAUAUGGAAGAUAGUAUUAGCCAAGGCACCAUCUGCAAUAAGGACAGCUCCUAAGCCGUGGACACCCCUCUGCCCACCGAGGCCUCCUCUGGGGAAAGAGCUGUUAAGAAUGGUUACCUGUCUCUAACAAACCCCAUAUACAGUGUUGUUUGAGGUCUGAAUCAUUACUAGAUUUAAAAUAUAUAUAUAUAUAUGUAUAUACAGUUUAAAAGCAUAGGCUGUAAAGAGGACACAGUGCGUUUAGAGAAAAUGUAGAGAAAGGGGGCGACAGCAGAGUGGAUUCCUGCCUGUUGGCCUAUAAACCACUCAGGGCAUCCACUGGCCCCGCAGUGUAUUCUGGGCCCUGCUGUGCUCUUGUGGCCAUUCUCUUGUGUCUCAAAAGGAUGCUGUUAAAGGGCUUAGGCCAAAAUAAAUAAUACUGUUCCUUGAGCCACUUUAUGUAGCUGCUUGUAAAGCUUAUGUAGUUCUUUCUGCAUGCAUUUAAAAAUUUUAAAAAUGCUUCGGCAAUAUUUUUUCAUCAACGAAACUAUGGCCAGUAGCUAGAUAUUCAAUAGGAAUGAAGAAUAACAGAGGAAUAAAGGCUGUAGAUUAAACCUGAUUCUUAAGUGAAAGGACAUUCUGAGUAGCAAAGACUUACUUAAAAAUAAUAAUAAAAAAGUUAAAUGUCAGAAAUCUUUUUUGAACAAAAAAAGGCCUUGAUGUGAUCCUCUGAGUGUGUUUGUAUAUAUGCAC